AAUCACGAGCGUCCAAUAGCGGAAAAGCGUGAUGGAGUACAGAGUGGUUGCAGCACCAGCUACCAACAUAUUCCUGUGUACGAAUUAAAUCUAAAUAUGAGCUGUUAUUAAUUUGCUAUUGCCAGUUUUAUAUAUCAAGAACUUUGCAGUGAGAAGCUGAAAUGAAGACACUAGUUGUAGGAGUUGGCGGUCAGGCUCUGGUACUGACUCAACAUGGAGUGAACUUCUACAUCACAGCAGCAAGGAUGACCAAUGGAGGAAAAUCUACUCUUUCAAGGAGUCUACACAAGCAGAUACCCAACAGCUGCAUCAUUGCACAGGACUCAUAUUUUAAGGAUGAUUCUGUGGUACCAGUGGACAGCAAUGGGUUUAAGCAAUAUGACAUGCUUGAUGCUCUCCACAUGGACACGAUGAUGAGCGAGGUUCUCUCAUGGCGAAGAGAUCCUGAGUCGUUCCUGAGGCAGCGAGGGCUGAACCCGGAGCACACAACACCAUCAGUCGAUAAGGAGGUGUUUGUGCUGAUAGUGGAGGGCUUCCUCAUUUUCAACUACAGGCCUCUGAAUGAGCUAUUUGACAAAAGAUACUUCAUGGAAAUACCUUAUGAUGCCUGCAAGAGGAGACGAAGUUCGAGGGUGUACACGCCUCCUGAUCCUCCGGGCUACUUUGAUGGACACGUGUGGCCAAUGUACCUGAAAAACCGUCAGGAGAUGGAGAGCAUGGUGUCUGGAAUUGUAUUUCUGGAUGGACUGAAGCCAAAGGAGGAGCUGCUGGCUGCUGUGUGUAAAGAUGUUUGUCAGGAAAUAAAAAGGCUCAGGGAAAAAGACUGAAAUGGUUGCAGUUUUAUUUGUUUACCUUUUUGAAGAUGGAGACUGCUGCUCCCAUGGAUGUCAGGAAAGUUCAUUUUUUGGACUAACGUGUGACUGAAAGGACCAAACCAAGUGUUUCUUUGGUCUUGUGUGAAUGUGCUAAUGUAUAUAUAAUCUACAAUAGUUAAUAUUGCUGAAAAGAGUAGACAGAGACUACAAGAAUCACAGUGAACCUGGUGUCUUACAGUAAAGUUAGGAAACCUAAGUAUAUGAUGUUUUAGUGACUUUAUGAGGUUGAUGCUGAAAACAGAAAAACAGUCGACUGACGUGACAUCUUAUGUUUUAUCUCUCACUGCAUUGUUUUUAUAACGUAUGGAGGGUUUUGAUCCAAAAGUCUGACUCUUUUUCUGUCUAACCAUACAUAUACUUCCAUAUUUAUUUUAUUAACUUGUGAUAUAAUUCCAGAUAACCAAAUGCAUAAAGCGUGCAUCAUUGCUAAAGAUCAUAUUAAGACUUUCUCACUCAUAUUUGGAUAUUACAAAUAUUAAACAAUGAUCAUUGCAUACUGUGGUUUGGUGAGCAUCGGUUUUUGUUUUGCAUGAUUUGUCAAAGACUGCUCAGUUUGGGUCCAUUAAAGCAGCUGCUUGUCUACAACUGCAACACACAUAGUUGACAGUUGUCAGUGUAUGUGUACCAUUGGUGGCAAUUUGUCUCCACCUGGUAGUUGAGUCACUGGAGACAGAGUACUGUAUGACCUGAAUACAAACUGUAUUCAACUCUGAUAAUCAGCAAAUGAUAAGGAAAGACACAUCACAACAGAAAGUCUCUUGUUGAAACUCAUUUUUCGUUUAUUAUCGUGAAGCCAAUUAGAAUUCAAAUUGUAUGUCCAAUCUAUGUGCAAGUUUUGGGAAAUGUGAGAGGAAACCGAAAUGGAAGAGAAUUCAACAAUAUAAAGUAUGCAAAGUUAUGCAAAGUUAUAUGCAGAGACCCCCAAACAACUAGUAGUAUACUAGAAUAACAAAUUUAUGGCCUCAGAUUUUCUGUGUCAGGCAGUUUGCGGUAAUUUGAUUAAACAAAGCUUUAUUUAGGAAUAUGCACCAUGUGAACACAAUAUAAACAUGAAUAAAAAAAGGUGUUAAAACUAAAUGAUCCCCUUUACAAAACAGGGCAAAAAACAUUAGCUAAUAAUGCAGGACCUGUUCAUAUUGUACGAUAGUGGUGCAAGUUCCCUAACAUAUUGUGGGUCUGUAAAUGAGGCAGUUUCCCACUUUGCCCAGCCUUAGUGCAAAAGCUUGAGGAAAAAAAAAGAAGAAGAAGUCAAAUGUUGCACAAUCACUCCAGUGACCGGUACCCUGUGGAGGUUUUUACCACCAGCUGUGUAGAAGAGCAAGGUUUUGUUGAGCUUG
Messenger RNA from Siniperca chuatsi (mandarin fish), 2212 nucleotides. RefSeq names its product nicotinamide riboside kinase 1 (gene nmrk1). Bases 162 to 827 code for a protein of 221 amino acids. The record is from RefSeq and is a predicted model, not a curated record. The transcript has 9 exons. Gene Ontology annotation, cellular component: cytoplasm. Lineage: Eukaryota; Metazoa; Chordata; Actinopteri; Centrarchiformes; Sinipercidae.